CCAUCUUUCGUAUCAAUACACACACACACACACACACACACACGCUAAUAACACCUUUAUUUUCACACACUUCACCAAAAAAAUGGCACCAAAGGCAGAGAAAAAGCCAGCAGAGAAGAAGCCAGCGGCUGAGAAAGCCCCAAAACCAAAGGCGGAGAAGAAGAUCCCCGCAAAAGACGCAUCAUCAACCGACAAGAAGAAGAAGAGGCACAAGAAGAGUGUAGAGACAUACAAGAUAUAUAUAUUCAAGGUGUUGAAACAGGUGCAUCCAGAUAUCGGAAUCUCAAGCAAGGCUAUGGGAAUCAUGAAUUCGUUCAUCAAUGAUAUCUUUGAGAAACUGGCUCAGGAAGCUUCCAGAUUGGGCAGGUAUAACAAGAAGCAUACUCUUUCUUCAAGGGAGAUCCAGACUGCUGUCAGAUUGGUCUUGCCUGGUGAACUUGCCAAACACGCCGUUAGUGAGGGGACCAAGGCGGUUACUAAGUUUACUAGCGGUUAAUUAGGGUUUGUGUGAAUUUGGGGAUCUGGAAAGUUAGGUUGUGUUUGGAUGUUGGUACUUUUAUUGUAAUUGAGUUUUAAUUUCGAAUCAAAUGGAAUGAAAUUAGGUUUUGUUUCGUAAA
Messenger RNA from Erigeron canadensis, 617 nucleotides. Its product is annotated as histone H2B.3-like. Gene Ontology annotation, cellular component: nucleosome. The transcript has a single exon. The record is from RefSeq and is a predicted model, not a curated record. Gene Ontology annotation, biological process: nucleosome assembly. NCBI's taxonomy places the organism in Eukaryota, Viridiplantae, Streptophyta, Magnoliopsida, Asterales, Asteraceae. Gene Ontology annotation, molecular function: protein heterodimerization activity; DNA binding; structural constituent of chromatin. The coding region runs from base 83 to 496 and encodes 137 amino acids.